Photinus pyralis (common eastern firefly) is the source of this 3536-nucleotide messenger RNA. RefSeq lists its product as uncharacterized. The transcript has 2 exons. Gene Ontology annotation, biological process: DNA integration. The record is from RefSeq and is a predicted model, not a curated record. NCBI's taxonomy places the organism in Eukaryota, Metazoa, Arthropoda, Insecta, Coleoptera, Lampyridae. Gene Ontology annotation, molecular function: nucleic acid binding. Bases 110 to 3361 code for a protein of 1083 amino acids.
AAAAGUGGAAAUUUUGUGUGGCGAUAGUAAUCAUGUAGCAUCUAAAUGCAGAAAGAAGAAGCUCUAUUGCAGUCUUUGUAAAGGGCAAGGUCACGUAAGCAAAGUAUGUAUGAAAGUAAGGCAACAGAAACAACAGGCGAAUCAGGUAGAAGAAAUUUUCACAUUACAAACUGAACAUACUACAUUUAGAGAAAAAUUCUUGUUAACGCUAAAAUUAAAUGGUACACUAGUUGAAUUUGAAGUUGAUAGUGGAGCUGCAGUGAGUAUAAUUAAUGUAACUCAAUUUAAACAAUUAUUCCCCAAUAUUCAAGUAGAAAAUACAAACUUACAAUUAGUCACUUACUGUAAAAGAGAAUUGGACGUUGUAGGAUUUGUAUCGGUAACUGUUACAUACAACACUGUACAGAAAAUUUUGAAUUUAUACAUAGUUAAGUCUGAUAGAAAACCGUUACUUGGUAGGGAAUGGAUAAGACAAUUACAAUUAGAUCUAGCAACUAUUUCUCAUGUAUCUCUAGAAACAUGCCCCAAUACAUUAGAUAAAGUGAUACAAAAAUAUCAGUCAGUUUUUGAGCAAAAUAUGGGAAAAAUUAAACAUUUGCAGGCAAAGUUACAAGUGAAAGAAGGUGCAACACCGAUUUUUGUUAAAGCUCGUAAAGUUCCUUAUGCACUUCUACCCAAAGUAGAAGAAGAAUUACAAAUAUUGGAGAAAGAGGGAGUGUUAAUUAAAGUAAAUACGUCAGAAUGGGCAACACCUAUUGUCCCAGUUGUAAAAUCUAAUGGUAGAAUUAGGAUUUGUGGAGAUUUCAAAAUUACACUUAAUAAAAAUUUAAUUGUAGACGAGCAUCCCUUACCAACAGUAGAAGAAUUAUUUUUGAGUUUAGCUGGGGGAGAUAAGUUCACAAAACUUGAUUUACAACAAGCGUACUUACAGUUAGAAGUAUGUCCCGAAGAUAGAAAAUAUCUAACACUAAGUACUCCAAAAGGGCUUUACCAAAGUACUAGGCUAAUGUUUGGUAUAGCUAGUGCACCAGCCAUAUGGCAACGCACAAUAGAAACAAUACUACAAGAUAUUGACGGGGUUACAGUCUUUUUAGACGAUAUUAAAAUUACAGCACCUAAUAAUACUAUACAUUUUCAGCGAUUAGAGUUAGUACUAGGUAGAUUAGCAAAGUAUAAUAUACGGGUAAACCUUUCAAAAUGUGAAUUUCUUAAAGAUAAAAUUGAGUAUUGCGGUUAUGUAAUUGAUAAAGUGGGUAUACAUAAAUCUAAGGCAAAAAUUGAAGCAAUACAGAAAGUAAAGAUUCCUACCAAUAAAACCGAAUUACGUGCAUUUGCAGGGUUAGUAAAUUAUUACGGUCGAUUCAUGCAGAACUUAAGUUCUACAUUGCAUCCAUUAUAUAAAUUGUUAAAAAAAGAUAUACCUUUUAAAUGGAAUAAGGAGUGUCAAAAAGCUUUUGAAAUUGUGAAAUCACAAAUACAAUCACCUAAAGUUUUAGUUCAUUUUGACCCAAAACUACCAUUGGUGUUAGCUACAGAUGCCAGCCCGUACGCAGUAGGGGCUGUACUAUCACAUACAUUUCCAGACGGAUCUGAACGACCAAUUUGUUUUGCAUCACAAACUUUAACAACAGUACAGCAAAAAUACGCCCAAAUUGACAAGGAGGCAUACAGUAUCGUAUAUGGAGUAAAAAAAUUCUUUUAUUACUUGUUUGGAAGAAACUUUACACUAUAUACAGACCAUAAACCUCUAGUACAUAUUUUUUCACCAGUAGCAAGUUUACCAUCUUUGACUGCCACAAGAAUGCAGCAUUAUGCACUCUUUUUACAGGGAUUUAAAUACAAUAUUAAAUAUAAAAAUACAACAAAGCACGCAAAUGCGGAUGCUAUGUCGCGGUUACCUACAAAAAGUACUGAUAAUUACCUUUAUGAUGAACCAGAUGCAUUCGAAAUUAAUCAAAUAGAAACAUUACCCAUUAAAUUACAGGAACUAGCCAAGGCAACUGAGAGAGAUAAUGCAUUAAUACCACUAUUAAAGGGGUUGCAAUCAGGGACAGAGGUUGACAAAAAAUUCCGUUUUAAUGUAGAUCAGUCAGAAUUUACAUUACAAAGUGGGAGUAUAUUUAGACAACACCGCGUUGUUGUUCCAAAAACAUUACAGUACAAAAUCCUACAAGAAUUACAUGCAACGCAUUUUGGGGUGGCAAAGAUGAAAGCCUUAGCACGAAGUUAUGUGUGGUGGGCCGGAAUAUCGGAUGACAUUGAGGCGAUUGUUAAGAAUUGUGUAAAUUGCCAAAAACACAAAAAUGACCCAGUAAAAGUGCAAGUUCACCCUUGGGAACCAGCUAGUGCUCCCUUUGACAGAGUACAUGUGGACUUUGCAGGGCCUUUUUAUAAUCGAUAUUACUUUAUUUUAGUCGACGCAUACACACGCUGGCCAGAAAUUCAUGUAGUUAAAGAUAUGACGACAACAAAUACAAUUGCUCUGUGUAGAAAAAUUUUUACUACAUUUGGAAUUCCGAGAACUUUAGUGUCAGAUAACGGGAGUACAUUCACUUCAUACGAAUUUAAACGGUUUUUACAAGAAAACGGUAUUAUUCAUAAGUUAAGUGCUCCGUAUCAUCCAAGCACAAAUGGAUUAGCGGAAAGAUAUGUACAAUCAUUUAAACAGGCUCUAAGAGCAAUGAAGGGACAUGCAAAUGAUUGUGAAAGAGAAUUACUAAAAUUUUUGUUACAUUAUAGAAAGACUGAACAUUCAGUAACGAAAGUCAGUCCUUCCUAUUUAAUGUUCGGAAGAGAAAUUCGCUCACGUUUAGAUUUUCUUAAACCAGAUUUAGAAGUUAAUACAAAACCUAGUUACAAUAUUAGAGUUAGAGAAAUUUCGGUAGGGAAAAGAGUGGCAGUGCGUGACUACAAUCAUAGCAAUAAAUGGGAAUUUGGCAGAAUACAAAAAAGGUUAGGUAAAUUACAUUAUUUAAUUCAGUUAGAUAAUGGUAAAUUUUACAAACGACACAUAAAUCAAAUUAGGACAAUUGGCGAAAAUAUGCCUAUCACAAAUGCAGUGAGAGAUUAUGUUAACGAUCCGAUUGCAGGUCAGACGAUGUCCACUUCUCGUACUUUUCAUAAUAAUGACGAAUUGCAGAUUGCAAAAGAAAAGGAUACACACCCAGCUGACAAUCAAUUUCAGGGUAGUGCCAGUUCAAUCAUUUCUGAAACGGAGGCAAGUACGCCACCAGUAAAUGAAAAUCUUUCAGAUGCUCCAGUUGUAUCAGUGCCCGAAACAAGUAAAAUUAUAAUAGAUUCGGAACCACCUUUACGAAGAUCAAAUAGGGUUUCUCGACCUCCUAUCCGUUUGAAUUUGUAAAUUUUAUGCUUAUACAUAUUGUAAAUUUAUUUCUUUUAAGGAGAGGAGGUGUUAUACAGGGUAUUAGUAUAGGGGAGUAGAGACACAGCCGAUGAUUAUGGCCUUGUACAAAAUUGAUGUAGAAUAAUGUCGGUGAUAUAUGUUUGUGCAAUUAAUAAAUAACAAUCCGACAUCA